Molecule: messenger RNA, 2072 nt
Organism: Trematosphaeria pertusa
Lineage: Eukaryota; Fungi; Ascomycota; Dothideomycetes; Pleosporales; Trematosphaeriaceae
Product: actin-like ATPase domain-containing protein
Exons: 3
Coding region: 368-2035 (555 amino acids)
Biological process (GO): glucose 6-phosphate metabolic process; intracellular glucose homeostasis; glycolytic process
Cellular component (GO): mitochondrion; cytosol
Molecular function (GO): D-glucose binding; glucokinase activity; mannokinase activity
Source: RefSeq, a predicted model, not a curated record
CCCCAAGCCCCCCCCUCCCCCGGCGCGCUCCCACCCAGACCCCCGCAGCCACCCUUACGUUGCUCGCUGCCGUGCCUCAGCACCGCGCAUUGCCCUCCACUCGCCGGAGCAUUUUCCCUAGGUACGCUCUCUUAGCGGAUACAACCCUCUCCUAUAUCCCCAUAAGCCGUACAACCAUGCCCAAGAGCCGUUUGCGACAUCGCUCAACAAAUGCCACCGGUCCGCCUGAAAUCUCUGUGCAUUGCGGUCCCUGCGUCCCGGAGAUCCUCUUGCUGGCCGCUGCGGGCUUGAUAUACGCUUGCAAACGACCGUCCGCGCAGAACCUGGCCCCGCUGCCACCGUCAUUAAAACCAUCAUCUGCCACCCCAUGCCCGCGCUGCUGCUGAAACGCUUCAAAAGCCGCCGCAUGACCCUCACUCCGGACUCUGACUGCGCCCGCGCCGCCAGUGACUCUCCCGCCACCGACCGCACCCGCUGCUGGUAUAUAAAACCCAUGUUCGACUUUUGGCAGAGCCUGCUCGCGGCUCUGGAACGCAUCGUCAUGCUGCCCUCGCUCAUCCACUCCGUGCUCCCAUCACUCCCCUCUCGAAAGCGCGUACGAGAUGCAGUGCGGACGUACGACCGGUCCAUGGACGACUUGUUGCGGGAGAUCCGGCGCCUGCUGGAAGCUCCACUCGAGCCUGCAAAGCUCCUGCAAAUGUCCGGGAAGCUGCAGGAGCAGUUCGCACCAAAGCUCCAGGCGAGCGACAUCUGCAUGCUGCCUUCCUACAACCACAAGCUGCCCACCGGACUCGAGCAAGGCACCUAUCUCGCAUUGGACGUCGGCGGAUCCACCUUCCGUGUUGCUGUCGUGGAAUUGAGCGGCCACCAGCCCGGCGCCAAGAGCAUGCGCAUCGUAAACAUGAAAAGUUACAAGAUCGACAAUCAUGUUCGAUACCUCCGGGGCAAUGCCUUCUUCGACUGGAUGGCCGAGAAGAUCGAGACGGCAAUCAAGGAUCCCCAAGUGAAGAAGAUCAAUGGCACCCACAGCUUCCCCAUGGGCCUGGCGUGGUCCUUCCCAGUUGAGCAAACUUCAAUACGCAGUGGGAAUCUGCUUGCGAUGGGCAAAGGCUUUCGUGCAACCGAAGGCACUUUGGGGCAGGACCUCAGCGAGCUGAUCAUGGGCCCCUGCAGGAAGAGGAACCUGCCCGUCCGUUUAGAGUCAAUAGUAAACGACUCUUCUGCCACCCUCCUGUCACGUGCGUAUGAGGACCCGUCGACACGCUUCGCCGUGAUCCUCGGAACCGGCUUUAACAUCGCCGUGCACCUUCCGACUUCAGCACUUGCCACUUCCAAGUAUAAGGGUUACCCCCAAAAGUGGAUAGACGAAGCCAGCCACGUUCUCGUCAACACUGAGCUCAGCAUGUUUGGCAAGAACGUCUUUCCUACUACGCGGUGGGACGAUCAACUCAACGAAGCCCAUGUCCGCCCCGACUUCCAGCCCUUCGAGCAUAUGAUCAGCGGACGAUAUCUCGGGGAGCUUGUGCGACUCAUUAUUGUGGAGGCAGUGCGGACCGCAGGUUUAUUCAGUGGCGAGAUGCCCGACAAGCUGAGCGAGCCCUACUCCCUCGAGACCGGAACCAUUGCGGCUAUGGAGAUGGACGAGUCGAAGAACCUGACCAACGCUGCUGCACUCUUCCAGUCAAAACACCCGCUUAGUAAACCACCCACCUACAACGACAUGUACUUCAUUCGUCACAUCUCUCAGCUCGUGUCCCACCGCGCAGCUGCUUUCCUUGCCGCCGGUAUCCACGCCCUCUGGACACUACGUACCACCUCCGAAGGCCUGACCCCAGCGCAAGCUGGAAAGCUCGCCAUCGGUUGCAACGGUUCUGUCAUCGAGAAGUACCCACUGUUCCGCCAACUGUGCCAGUCUCACCUCGACGAGUUAACCACUGCCUCCGGUGCCGAACCGAAAUCGAUAUCUCUCGAAAUCGCCAUCGAAUCAGCCAUCUUCGGCGCCGCCGUUGCAGUAUGCUGUCUCGAAGAGCAGUAGAGAGCAGUAAUAUGUGUUGUUGAAGUGUGCUGCCUUA